AUGCUAGGCAACCCCGCUAAACCUCUCGACUCAUCCAGCUACCUCCAACCUCUACGAACUUUUUCAACCACUUCUAUUAAACCUCAGCAAACCUACCUCGAAACUACCACUAUCAUGCCACCUAAGCGAGGAGGUGGAGAAGGCUCCAAAAAGGCCCAAGGCCAGGCCCGCAAGGCCGAUGCAGCAGCGCAAAAGCAAGCGCAGAAGGAUCGGGAAGCCGAGUCCGCCGAGUCAAAGAAAUGGGAUCAAGGCAGCAAGUCAAACUCCAAAGCUGAAGCAGCCGCAGCAAAGAAGGAGGAAGCCGCACGUAAGAAGGCUGAAAAAGAUGCGCUCUUGCGAGAAGAGGAAGCUUCGCAGCCCUCGAAGCCCAAAGGAGCCGGCGCAAAGAAGGCCGAAAAGAAGCCCCGAGGUGGAGGAAUCGAUGGAGCACUUGGCUCGCUCAACGCCACCGGCAUCGACAACGCGCUCGAUGCCAUGAGUCUGACUGGCAGCAACAACGACAAGAUCGACCGUCACCCGGAGCGGCGUGUCAAGGCCGCCUACGCCGCAUUCGAGGAGCGUAGGCUGGAAGAGAUGAAGGACGACAAGGGCUUACGGCGACAGCAAAAGAUCGAUCAGAUCCGCAAGGAGUUCGACAAGCACCCUGACAACCCUCUCAACCAAGUAUCCGCGUCGUACAACAUGUCCAAAGAGGAGAUCGCGGCGAUCAAGGAGAGCGAGAGGGAGAAGAAGGAAAAGAGGCUUGUGGGGGGCUCAUAA
Messenger RNA from Periconia digitata, 759 nucleotides. The record is from the annotation of a GenBank genome assembly. Lineage: Eukaryota; Fungi; Ascomycota; Dothideomycetes; Pleosporales; Periconiaceae.